Molecule: messenger RNA, 528 nt
Organism: Dentiscutata erythropus
Lineage: Eukaryota; Fungi; Glomeromycota; Glomeromycetes; Diversisporales; Gigasporaceae
Source: the annotation of a GenBank genome assembly
AUGGGAACGUGGUCACGUUAUUAUGGUAGCCUAUUCAAAUUUAUGAUUAUGAACGAAAAACAACUAGAAGAAGUUAACACGUUAUUACUUAUAAAAUCAUCAAAAGAUUCUUGUGAUGACACAACAAAUACAGAAACCGCGACCGAUAGCGAAUCAACAAUCAAAGCAACAAGUAUUAGCAAUGUAGAAACCACAUCAAAAAGUGAAAUUGUGAAACGAAAUCCACAAAUACCGACAAAGCUUCCAACAACAACUCAAACGGUGAUUACCAGUUCACUCCGAGUUAGAAGGAAAAAAAAUCGAAAAAAAUGGACCGAACACGAAUUAAAUGCAUUAGAAGCAGGGAUGGAAGAGUAUGGGACUAGUUGGACGAAAAUAUAUGAAAAAUACGGAAACGCGUAUGGAAUUUUACGUGAUCGUAGCCAAACUCAAUUAAAAGAUAAAGCUCGUAAUGAGAAAAUUCGUAGAAAAAGUGAUGUAAAGAUUUUCGAAAAUUUUACGCUAUGUAAUAGAUUGAUAGAAUAUUAG